Molecule: messenger RNA, 461 nt
Organism: Baudoinia panamericana UAMH 10762
Lineage: Eukaryota; Fungi; Ascomycota; Dothideomycetes; Mycosphaerellales; Teratosphaeriaceae
Exons: 3
Coding region: 27-317 (96 amino acids)
Source: RefSeq, a predicted model, not a curated record
AGCUAUCCGCAGGCAAUACCGGCGGGAUGGCGGUCAUUGCGAGUCGCCUGGACUUCUACAACUUCAGGAAGAAUGCAGCUCUCUUUGUGGCCAGUUCGGCAAGCGAUGGCGUUGAGAAGGUGGCGCCAGAGCCGGCUGACGAGGGUCUGGAUCUGGAGCUCCCUGUCCGCCUGCUCAAUCCAAAGGCGGUGGCAGAGGUGGUGGUAAUGGCGACAAGCAGCCGUCACAAGGACAACGGCGUGGGGAUGGUGACAGCUGAGCCGGCUGUUCGGAAUCUGGACGUGGAGCUCCCAAACCACACGCGCAGGGCAGUAUAGGGGCCAGAGGGGGUGGUGGGAUUGGUGAGCAUCGUUCCCGAAGGCACGACACCGAGGAUGCGCGUCCCUUCUCCGCCGAUGAGGUCAUGGUCCGAGUUCUGACAUCCUGCACGAGUUCGAGAAAGCACUCAAAAUCUCUCCUCC